Molecule: messenger RNA, 1691 nt
Organism: Nanorana parkeri
Lineage: Eukaryota; Metazoa; Chordata; Amphibia; Anura; Dicroglossidae
Product: L-amino-acid oxidase-like
Exons: 7
Coding region: 1-1683 (560 amino acids)
Biological process (GO): amino acid catabolic process
Molecular function (GO): L-amino-acid oxidase activity; polyamine oxidase activity
Source: RefSeq, a predicted model, not a curated record
AUGAGCUCGAACUUAGUGGCCCGGCAUCUAGCUAUAGGCGUCCCUGUUCCCAUGGCACCACAAAGUCGGCAUGAAAUAACGGCCGGGUGCUGUUAUCCUUGCUUUGAUCUCCACGCUGCUAUUUCUCAGGAGGGGGGAGACCGAUCUGCAAAGGGUCAUGGACUAUUUCUCAGCCUGUUGGUUUGGGCUGGGGCAUAUGGUCAAAGCACCAGAGGUUCGGACUUGUUGGAGAAAUGUCUUCAGGAUCCAGAAUAUGAACAGCUGCUGAAUAUUGCCGUAUGUGGAUUGCCUCCCGUCGCAAAGUCUCCUCGGAAACACAUUGUAAUCGUCGGUGCUGGGAUGUCCGAAUUAUCAGCAGCCAAAACUUUACAGGAUGCCGGUCAUAGAGUGACAGUGCUGGAGGCCAGUAACCGAGUAGGAGGUCGUGUAUUGACCUAUAGAGACCCAGAGGGCUGGUAUGGAGAGCUGGGACCCAUGCGUAUUCCACUAUCUCACAGGAUUUUACGGGAAUACGUGCGUCAGCAUGAGUUGCAGAUAAACCCCUUUAUCAUAUCUGAUGAAGACAACGUAUACUUGUUCAAUAACAUAAGGCAACUACAGAAGGAUGUUAGUAAGGAACCAAACCUGUUUGGGUUUACAUUGAGACCUGAGGAAGAAGGAAAAUCCAUUGAUGACCUAUCUGAAAUCGCAUUUCAGUUCAUAAAAAGAAAUAUUGGAGAAAACUGUGCUGGAAUCUUGGACCAGUUUGACAGAGCUUCUCUGCAGUCCGUCCUGUUUGAUGAAGGACAUUUGAGCGCUGGUGCUAUCAAUAUGCUUGGAUACUUCAUGAAUACUCAUGGUCAGCCCUACGUCUCAUUUGUGGAAGCAAUUCUGGAUACGUAUGUUUUUAGUACCCCAAGGUUGGAUGAGAUCACUGGAGGUUUCGAUCAAUUGCCUUUGGCCGUUGCUAAAGGUUUGGGUAACGUGAUCAGAUUGAAUUCUCCUGUAGUUAAAGUCACAAGGAGUGGAAAAUCGGUGAUUGUCCAGUACCGUAAAGAUAAGUCCACCCCUCCCACCAGCAUAACCGCAGACUAUGUCAUGAUAACGUCCACUACGAAGGCAACCAAACUUAUUAAGUUCAGUCCUCCUCUGAGCAAAGACAAAAAUGUUGCUAUCAGUUAUGUUCACUAUUCAAGUGCAACAAAAAUCUUACUGAGCUGCACUGAGAGAUUCUGGGAGAAGGAUGGUAUAGUCGGUGGGAGAAGUAUUACCGAUCGCCCAUCGCGUUAUGUCUAUUACCCAAGUCACAACUUUACCGGAGGAAGAGGUGUUCUCCUUGCAUCAUACACUUUCGCGGAUGAGUCGGACUUCUUCCUUGCCCUCAGUGAUGAAGAGUGCGCUGAUGUCAUUUUUGAAGACUUGGCUGCCAUCCACAGGAGACCAGAGGAGGAGCUCCGACGCCUCUGCCCUAAUGUCGUGGUAAAGAAGUGGAGUUUGGAUCGAUAUUCUAUGGGAGCAUUCGCUGAUUUCAUCCCGUACCAGUAUACUCACCUGUAUGAGCACCUGUCUCAACCUGAAGGCAGAAUAUAUUUUGCUGGGGAACACACGUCAGCUCCUCAUGAUUGGAUAGACACAGCUAUCAAAAGUGGCCUGAAGGCUGCAAGAGCUGUUCACGAAGACGCCAACACGUUUCUCCACAGAUAAUUUAAUUG